Molecule: messenger RNA, 3839 nt
Organism: Frankliniella occidentalis (western flower thrips)
Lineage: Eukaryota; Metazoa; Arthropoda; Insecta; Thysanoptera; Thripidae
Product: nose resistant to fluoxetine protein 6-like
Exons: 16
Coding region: 111-2498 (795 amino acids)
Molecular function (GO): acyltransferase activity, transferring groups other than amino-acyl groups
Source: RefSeq, a predicted model, not a curated record
AUAGAGGCCGUCAUACGGUGCGUUUGAGCGGUCCUGUUGUCGAGAAACUCAUCGCUGCUGUGCUGUGACGGUGCCCACCGGUGACGAUUAUAACGGCAGACUAAAACGUUAUGAAUUAUUGUUCCUCGGGCAGGAGCUACCAACCGAGUAUGCGUGCUGUGCUUGUAGUGGCACUCUCUGCCUCCUGCCUCGCUGUCUCAACUACACUAGCCUCGCCCUUACCCCCAUCAACUGGAGGGCCAGCACGGCAGGAUGCACGGCACGUCCUCAAAGGCGGCGCUGUCUACACGCAUGAGAGCCUCAGGAAGUUCGCCAGUGUAUGGGGCCACGACUCUGCAGCGCAUGGAGUCGACUACAUCCAAGUGUCUGCACUACGCCGCCUGGACCUCAUGCAGGCUCUUCACGACAGCACCAGAUCAGAGCGUUGCGUCGAGGCCCUGAAAGAAGUCAUUGAAGCCCGGGCGCAGCUUAAAAUGUGGGCUUUACAAAUGGACUACUCGUCCGUCGCCCUUCCCGAGGCAGUCUUGUCCGGCCGCAUGAGUCACUUGGGUGACUUUGACGCCUGCAUUGGAGCCCUAGACGCAAUGUACUGUUUGGUGGACGUCGAGAUUCGACCAAUGUCUGCAGUCGGGGCCCAUCCACAUCGACUGGACGAGAAGAGCCCGUUCGACUUCUCCAACGGCAGCAACGCCACACUCUGGGACGUGCUACGGACUUCCGGCAACCGAAGGCGUUAUCGGCGGGACUGGCAGCAGUGGGCAAUGUGCCUUCCAGCUGAGUGCGGUCGGCGUGGUGCACUAUCUGACCUGCAAAAGAACCCUAAAGCUCAUCACGGAUUAGCCGAUUUAAGUCAUCAUCUCGGUGAGGCCUUGGCAUCAGCUGUGAAUCCUAUAGGAGAGGCUUUAGGGGUCCAGUUACGUCUCCACAUUGAGCCCACGGACUGCUACAACCCACCCAGUCCAGGAGACCCUAACUACUCGCCUCUGUAUCGGCCUCUUUUCCUCUUUGGAAGCUUCUUCAUUCUUCUUUUCCCUGCACUAACGAUCGCUGCAUCAGUAAAAGAAAUGUGGUUCAACAACCGAGCCGAUAAAGCAGGUUUCUUCAUAUUGACAUUUAGCAUUCGAAACAACACCAUAAAACUUCUGAGAAAACAGGAAACAGAAAUACACGCUAUUCAGGGCAUUCGUGUACUUGCUACGAUCGGUGUCAUAGCUGGCCAUAGAGCUUAUUUUCCUCUCAUUGGACCAGUUCUAAACCCAGCAUGGUUCGAGCCUACGUUCCGUGCGCCAAUCGAGAUGGUUUUUAUCAAUGGACAUAUUAUAGUUGCGUCGUUUUUUGUCAUAUCUGCCUUUUUAGAAGCACGUUCGUGGCUGAAGGUCUUUGACGAAAUGGUCCAAAUUAGUGCAAGCUAUGUGAUCUUAUCCUUAGUUAGCCGAUAUCUCAGACUACUCCCUGCACUCGCUGUGAUGGUUGCCUUCGAGGCCCUCUGGCUGGAACACCUCGGCUCAGGGCCCAUUUGGAACCAGACAGUGGUGAAAAUAGCGUCGGAAAGCUGUCAGACGCACUGGUGGACCAACCUCCUGUUUAUCAACAACUACGUACACCCAGGGUGCCUGUUGCACACCUGGUUCCUGGCGGCCGUCAUGCAGAUGUCCAUGGUUGCUCCGCUAGUCAUGUUAGCGGCGCACCGCUGCUCGCGUCGCUGGAAGGCGCAGGCCGCGCUUCUGCCACCGCUGCUGUCGCUUGCUGUAGCCAGUACAGUUCUCUACAUCUGCACUGCGGCACAAGGCCUGCUGCCUGCUACAGCAAAUGUACCGAUGUUUAUGCGUGGAGCAAACAUGCUCUUUGAUGCCAAUUUUGUAAAUCAGUAUCUGCCCGCGCACACGAAUGCCAUUCCCUUUACGGUUGGCCUCGUGUCGGGCACCUUGCUGUACAUCUUGAGCAUCAAGCAGUGGGCGUUAUCUAUGGCGAUGCGCAGGUACCUGUUCCUCAGUAUUCCGAUUGGACUUGCCCUCAUGAUCAUCACAGUGAUGCUUGGGAUGGUGUACUUGAUGUAUGAAGCCCAGCAGCCCUGGCUGGAGUCCCUGUGGGCGCCAGCUAGGCUUAUAACCUUUUCGGUUGCCGUUGCCUGCAUAAUCGUCUCAUGUGCUCUUGGGUGUGGAGGUCCAUUUGGGCGGUUCCUUAGCUGCAGACCACUAAUAGCCCUGGGUCGAUUGACAUACUGCGUUUUCCUCGUUCAUCAGAGUUUAAUCACGGCCACUUCUGGUGCUGCUCGCCAACCUCUGUUCCUCAGCUGGUUCUCGUUUAUACACGCGGUGACUGGUGAUCUUUUUUGGUCGCUUAUUUUCGGCCUGCUUCUCCACCUAUGCGUCGAGGCCCCGAUGGUGAAUGUUUUAAAAACGGCUAUGGCAGCUCUCGCAGCCUACCAAGUGCCAGUGCUGGGUGGAUUGGACCAUGCGGGAUUACCAGCUUCGCAUGACGUCGUUACUAGAUUUUAGAUGAAGUAGCAAACACUCACAAAGUUCAAAUAUUUUCAGUUCACGAGGGCAUUGAUAUUUUACUCCCUCCAGUUUCAUUUAUUCAAAAGGUGAACGGGUACAGUGUUUUUUAUGAAACUAAACUAGGUAGAAUCGGCUCGAUUCCGCGGCUUCACCGAAUUGACUUCGAUUCAAUAGUCAAUUACCAUGAUGAUAUAAAACAUUCCAGGAAAGCUAAAAUGCAGAAGAAUGCGAAGGACAAGAAAACGGAAAUCGUUACGUUGAACCAUAGUGAGUUCCGUUUUUACCCCCAUUCUUUUGCGAUUCAGCUUGACCGGAAUGUAUUGUUUUGUUCUGUACGCAUGUCUACACGAUGUUAAAAUAUAAAUAAAAAAUUGUUUUGUUCUGUAUGCAUGUCUAUUCGAUGUUAAAUUAUGAAUAAAAAAUUGUUUUGUUCUGUAUGCAUGUCUAUUUGAUGCUGAAAUAUAAAUAAAAAAUUUGGAAACAUGGGAAUUCAAUAAACAAUUAAACUGUGCUUCUGAAAUCUUUAUUUCAAAUUUAAAUGUGAAAAAUUUAACACGCGUACCGGCGUACCGCCACCAAUUGGCUAAAUGACCCAAAAAACAAAAAAUACGAAACAUAAUCUUGUUAAUCGAAGGAAGCGACUUUGACAGGUGAAUUGUCUGACAAUGAAGAAGAUUAUGAUCUCGCAGCGGUCUCGUGGGCAGUGCAGUGAUUCAUCCUAACCACAUUAACUUCUGCAACAUUUAAACGAUAGUGGCAGAACAUGACAACAUGCGUUGGAAAUCAAUGCCUGUAAGAAAAAUGAUUUAAAAGAAAUAGUAACAUUAUAAAAAGCAAAGCAGAUUUUGUGAGGGGUUAACCAGAUAUUCCAUGAGCACUAAAACAUCUGAAUGGUCAACCCCUCGCACUUUUGAAGAGCCAUUUACCUUCAUCGUGCUUCAGAAGAUCAACCACUUUGGCUUUCCCAAGAAAGCCGUAAAAAGCAAUUUUAGGACUCUGACCAUUAGCAUUGAGGGUAUUAAAUGAAUAAGGUCAUCUCAGUAAGAGCAUAUCUUAUGUGUGAGGGUGACCCGUUGAGUUCCCUUCGACUGCCUCUUUCAUCUUAAAUAAGAGGAAGGAUGUUAACCGAGGUAUGUCCUCAAGUGAAAAUCGCGAGUGAAAGCCGAAUCCGCUGCCUUUUUGGCCCUAGCUUUAGCCAUUUGGAAGUUAUAGCAGGGUUGAAAUCACGAGUUGUCUGAUAACCAAGUGGUACAACACGAAAUGGACGUACAUGCUUCACACCGAGACCAAUAUUCCCAAAACUACGGAUUUAGCAGCGUGCUGAAACUGAACGUCUGA